Messenger RNA from Emericellopsis atlantica, 1884 nucleotides. Its product is annotated as RNA polymerase II-associated. Gene Ontology annotation, biological process: transcription elongation by RNA polymerase II. Gene Ontology annotation, molecular function: chromatin binding; RNA polymerase II complex binding. NCBI's taxonomy places the organism in Eukaryota, Fungi, Ascomycota, Sordariomycetes, Hypocreales, Bionectriaceae. Bases 314 to 1747 code for a protein of 477 amino acids. The transcript has 2 exons. Gene Ontology annotation, cellular component: Cdc73/Paf1 complex. The record is from RefSeq and is a predicted model, not a curated record.
UAUUACGACGAUUUUAUUCAAUGUGCUGCGCCGCCAUAAGAUUGUCCGUACAGUCUUUCUGUCGCCUGUGCAAAGCCGGUGGAGACUUGGAGGUGAAGCUCCCGCCAGCCUCAAGCGCGACGAGACCCGACUUUUUCGAACUACCACCACAGCCAUUGUUCACCAACCACACCCUGCCCCGAACUGCGCACUCGACACGCAAGACCACCAGCGCCAUCAGAUCAAAGACCUCCCAAGGCGCUUCAUUUAUCGGUUCGAUUCGCCUCCAGAUCACUCAGCUGCCAGCCUCUUGGGCGGCGCCAGCGCGUCCAUCAUGGCCACCUCGCGCAACGGAGAGCGCGUUGUUCAUCAAGAAUACAUCGCACGCAUCAGAUACAGCAAUGCGCUCCCUCCACCGCCGAAUCCGCCCAAGCUGCUCGACAUCCCUAACACGGGCCUGUCGAGCGGGCAGUACACCAAUCCCAAGUUCGCCUCGCGCUUGGCGAGAGAGCAACCGCUCAACAUCGAGGCCGACGCAGAAUUGGGCAUGCCGCUAGACCUUGUGGGAAUGCCGGGUGUUUUUGAUGGCGACGAGCGAUCCAUUCAAGCACCUGCGCAACAACCAGAUGUCCAUCCUCACGAUCGAGCACUCCUACGGCCCCUUGCUAGCCUUGGGAAACGCAAGGCUGUCGAUACUGGUGUUUCCUUCCUUCGCCGCACAGAGUACAUCUCCAACCUCGCCACGAGGAAGCCGGAAGCUGGCAAGGGAGCUUUUCUCGGUGCGUCCCAGAAGAAACGCAUACAGCGAUCACCCGAGGCUGCAGCCGACUCUCCUGUCGCCAUCAAGCGAAAGAUUGAGCGCAGCUUUGCACUGGCCGACGAAGAGCUCAAGAACCACAAGCGUGUCAAGCACCCUACAAGGAAGCAACUUCAACUGGUAGAUGCGACACCUCUCAUCCCGGAUCUCGAUGCAUUCCCCGACUCCGGUGCCUUUGUUACGAUCAAGUUCGACAGGAACCCUGUCGCUGGUUCUUCAGAAUACGACAAGCGUCUUCUCAGCUCCAUGUUCCGUCCCAUAGACCGAUCGCAGGAAGAGGAGGCUGCAUUCGAUGCCGCCAUGGACCUGCACAGGGCCAAUCCGGACACGGUCCCAAAGCCACAGAACCUCAUGAACUACGAUUUCUUCCUACCGCAGAACAAAAAUGCUGCAACCAACUUCCGCCGCAUGUUCGACCCGACUGACGCGGACCACGAGGACGAGAGCUUAUAUACCCACCAAGCAGAGUCAGGUCCAUGCUUCCAGUUCAAUCGUUUGCGUGCAUACGAGACCUCUCAUGAGACCGAGCUCGAACACUCGGAUAAAUACUCUGAUGAAGUUAUCCUCUCUGUUGUGGAUGACGAGAGCGGAUCCAGGCAAAAGGCCGUGUACUACUAUCCCGUGCUGCAGAAAUCGACCAUCCGCUCGCAGCGUACCAAGAACAUUGCCCGCACCAUGCUCAACAACGGGGACGAGGACGAGAAGGUUGUGGAGCGCAUGGACCUCACGGUGCAGGACCCCAACGAGGACAUGCUCACAGCCAUGAGGAAUUAUAGGGAACAUCCUUUUGGCUGGGAGGACCCUGACCAGGAAGAGCAGGUGGAGGUGGAGGAAGCACCAAUUCAACGACAGGCCAGUGAGGACGUUGAUGGCGAUGUCGACAGACAGGCUCACGCCUCCGAGUCGCCUAGACGCGAAUCGGCACAUGAUGACGGUUCUGAGGAGGAGUAGCGCCGCCUGCCUGCCGUUGGAAAAAUUGCAUAUUGAUCUUUCUACUUGGGCGCUAGAGGCGUCGUUUCGGCGCAAAUGAGAUGGGCAGUGUAUAUUUCAAAAUCCUUGGGGUUUAGCAUGGAAGACAAGAUUAUGGU